This is a messenger RNA of Drosophila subpulchrella, 1817 nucleotides long. RefSeq names its product ras association domain-containing protein 10. The record is from RefSeq and is a predicted model, not a curated record. Lineage: Eukaryota; Metazoa; Arthropoda; Insecta; Diptera; Drosophilidae. The transcript has 5 exons. Bases 167 to 1696 code for a protein of 509 amino acids.
CGCAUUGUUAAAGGCCCGGCUCUAUAGCAAUUAUAGUAAGCCUCCCGUACGUCUUUCAUAAUAGUAGCGAAAGCCAGGCCUUGCGGCAAAGAAUAUCUCGGUGUAGCAUCAACUGUGGUGGGGAGUGGCCGGUCCCAGCCAUAAACUUACCCACGAUACCGCAAAAAUGCCAGCAAACACAAUGACCAGUAGUGAGCCAGCGGUUAAUGGCUUUGGGCCCCAGAGCUUGCCAACGCCAGGAGACGACGACGACGACUCGCUAUCCUCGCUGUCGGACAACCUGUCGAUUUGGAUCGACGGCGAGGAGCACUGGAUAUCCGGCGUGGACGCCAGCACCACCUGUGCAGAUCUAAUCUGCGCGUUAAUCAGCUACCAAAGCGUUCAGCAAGAUACGUUACCUAAAGAAGAUGCCCUCGCUGCUCGUCUGGGGGGGCUAGAGCCCAGCCAAAAACAUCCCGCCCAGACGCCACAGGAGUUUGCCAUCGUGCAGAAGCAGCGGCACUACGAGGAGUACUUGGACGGCAGUGCCAGGCUCUUUGAUGUUAUCACCAGCCGUCACGCUUUGCCGAAGGAGGAAUGCCAGCUUCAGCUUCGCCACUUGGCCAUUUCGACCCGCAAGCACACCCCGACCACGGACAAGGACAGUGGUAUGGGCAGUCCAGUGGACAGUUCGCGAAGCAUGCGCUUCCGGCGGCGGGGCAGGCACAAGGUGCUACCCUCCACUAAGACCGCGGAAAGCACCAGCAUUAAGCAGCCAAAGAGAAGCCGGAAACUACAGCAGAGGAACCAUCAACACAUUACUCCGAACGAGAGUCUGCUGAACAUUAUCCUGGCCCAGGAUGAGACCAUACUCCAGCAGAUGUCCAUGUUGCACGAGAAAGACAGACAGAUUUUGAAAAUCGAGGAGGAGAAGCACCGGGUGCGUGAACGAGAAUUGGGUAAAAACUACCUGCUUGAGACAUAUCUGAAGGACUUGGAUGAGCCCCAGGAAAACGGACCAGAAGACCGUGAAGUCUUCGAAGAGGAAAUACAGAGAUUACACGAGGAUGAUAAGGACUACCGACCGCCAAACGAUGGUGACACCGCCAAGGACGAGAUUUGCCUGUAUUGGCUGGAGAAGAUUCAUGCGGUAAACAAGCAACUGCAGCGGGAGGAGGAACUGCUGCUCAGCCUGCACGCCAAGGUGCGAAGACACCAGGUGAAGCGGGCCUAUCAAACGAAGAGCGAGGUGCUACUGCAAAUCGAUAGACUCGAUACAGAGCUGGCGGCUCAGGUGUCGGAUAUCCACCGAGUGGAACGGAAGCUUUUCACGGCCAAUGAACAGCUAAAAGCCAAGCUGGGUGUGCUUGAAUGUUUGGGUCGCGAAUUCGAGACAACGGUAUCGAGAGGCGAUCCAGAAGCCGCUGCCGCUGAAAGCGAUGAAACUGAUGAAGCGCCACAAAGCCCAUCAGUUGAUAUCCACCAGUCUGGGAAUCGUACGCCAGUUUUAAUGGGACACACCAGGCGCCGCGUGACGCAGCAAGAACUGACGGACAGGAACUUAAAGGAUCGACUAGUACCCGACAAGGGAUUAUCAAAGCAAAUGUUCAAAGUGAGCACAUCACCAGAUCCUCCUACCCCAACCGUCCUCAGAAGAGAAUUUUCACUUUCGCAAGUUCCGAAAACGGACAUUCAACACCUAGGCACCCUCGUUUAAAUUCCGCGAGGAACCUGUGGUGCACUUCAUUCAAGUAUCUCGUUAAACGUAUUUUGAACAUCAGUACCAAAUUUGUGUCAACUAACCAAAUAGAGAUUUCAUUCUUUGUUUAUGUUUAACA